Molecule: messenger RNA, 850 nt
Organism: Capsicum annuum
Lineage: Eukaryota; Viridiplantae; Streptophyta; Magnoliopsida; Solanales; Solanaceae
Exons: 1
Coding region: 152-643 (163 amino acids)
Source: RefSeq, a predicted model, not a curated record
AAACAAAUAAGACUUGUUUUCUGAAAAAUAAUUUAGAAAUUGGAUUUACAUACCCAAUUUUUAUCGAACUGAAAUACUUUUUCGGGAAAAAACGAAGAAUUCUUUCAUUAUUUAAGUGCGCCCAAUUUUUGUUGGGGUGAAGAGGAAUAGAAUGAGCAGAGGUAUGGAGAAGAGGAAUAAGAAGACGGAAUCGGAGGAGGUGGAAGAUUUGCUCCGUGCGGCAGAGGAUGACGUGUUCCUGAAGCUCAGUGUGAAUUCCCAUAUGGCUCGUGGUUCCUCCGCCCAAUUCAUCGACCCAGAUCUCGAUCAACGUUUCCAAGCCCUAAAAUCCAAGAAAAUAACUCCCAAAAAGUCCCAAGACAACCAAACACCUUCAGCUGAUGACUUGCUUACCAGAUUUGCAGCUCUCAAAAGCUCCCUUCCUUCUUAUUCUUCGGCUUCAUCGUCCGCGGUAGAGAAUGAAGAGAAUGAUGAUGAUGAAGUUGAGAAGGUGAUUAAGUGGGCAAUUGAUGCUGCUAGGCUUGAUCCUUCACCUCCCUCGGGGACUGAUGAUGAUGAUGAUGAUAUCAGCACUGAUGAGGACGAGGAUGUAAUUAGUGAGCAUGAUUUCAAGCGUCCGCGUAGAAAAGCUACGCCGAAAUGAUUUAUGAGUGUUUGCGUGUUUCUUCACCUCGUAUAUUUGCUACAAAGUUUUUGUAUUUUAUUAUGUCUUGUUAAAUGAAUUUGUUCAAAAUUCUCGGAUUUCUUCUAAUUAAAUCUUGUGAUGAAGGGUGGAGGAGCUUGGAAAGAAAUCCGUCUUCUUAACCCUAUCUUAAGUAUCAUUUGAUAAGUUAAUCGGGUUCUUUUUAUC